Messenger RNA from Xylona heveae TC161, 2225 nucleotides. RefSeq lists its product as hypothetical. The transcript has 2 exons. NCBI's taxonomy places the organism in Eukaryota, Fungi, Ascomycota, Xylonomycetes, Xylonales, Xylonaceae. The coding region runs from base 474 to 2129 and encodes 551 amino acids. The record is from RefSeq and is a predicted model, not a curated record.
GUGCCACUCCUACUGCCACUCCCGCACCACAGUCACCUGGCCGAAUUCGACGGCUGCUGUCCAGGUACGUGACACAGAUGAAAAUCAAUUGAUUUGCAGAAACUGAGAGACUAGUAGAACCACUCGUUCAAUCCGCUCUAUUUUGCGUCCUCGUCGUUUCUCCCUACGAAGGCUCUUCCAAGGCCGGCGUCCCACGCAAAGUUUCUCGCCGCGUCUGCCUCGACCGCGUCCACAGGGCUCUCGCACAGCCAGAGGAACUCCUUUCGAAGGUCCUCCUGGAAGAUCAGCUUUUGAUCAAUCAAGAGCCGGACAUACCCAAUUCAAUUUACCGUUUGAACCCCUUCCACUGCCCGCCAUCCCUGUUGAGGAAGGUACACUGUUCCCAUCUUUCGAUCUUCAUUCAGACAAUACCGCGGAUAGAGCGCAAGCUCAUCCCCCUGAAGAUCGUCAGUAGACAAUUCUCAUCCCUCAAAAUGACGUCGACGACAGGAAGCAGAAACGCAAUCUCACGUGUUCAGCCUCUACGUUUCGGGAACAGGAGUGCCGCAUUUGUUCGUCGCUUGGGAGAGUUCGAAGCAGUUCGGAAAAUUGAUGUUGAUAGAAAAGCUACUGAAGAAGAUAAUUGGUACAACUAUGCAAGGGCACAGGUGGAUAGAACAAUAGAACAAUCGAAACAGUACAAACAAGAUUUAAUUGCAAGGCGGGUGAGGGAGGAGGUCUCCAGAAAACUUGCAAAUGGGAACGUGUUGAUCUUACAACGCCUGGCACCGUCUUCCUUCAAGGUGCGCAAUCCAACGUGCAGUCACCCGUUCUGCCCGGCGCGCAGCAAAACCAGAUCGUCAAUCAUUUAUGGUUUUUCGCUGGAAAAGUACACUGCCCUCGCGGCGGAGCGGGUGCCUUCCUGCAUCUUUGAAGGAAGGCGGCGGAGACCGGCAAGCGGCAGCGAUAACAGCCGGUGGUGGGGGCAGCCGUCGAUUGACGACUACUCCUACGCCUGGUUCUGUGUCGGGUGCCUCGAGUCACUGUGGCGCGGAGACGAGAUGCUGCAAGGUGCGAUCGACCCAGCCGAUGCAGUCUCCGCUCCCCCAGUGGCUAGGGUGCACCCAAACUUGCCACAUCUCCCCGUGCUGGCAGAUAUCUGCCAGUUCAUCUUCCCUGAACUACGGUCCCAGGUGUCGGGAUUUUUUACGCUGUUGCCGCCGCAGGCUCGCGCCUUGCUGAAAUGGAAAAAUGCCAUCAGCCGCCAAGAAAUCCUCGAGAAUCAAACCAACAGAGGUUUCUUGGCCCGGAUCGGCCUCCUAUCAGACUAUGAUGAGGAGGAUCCGGACGCGUUCGAGGUCAAGUUUGCGGACAGGCCGCGGCCCCAGGGUGUUCUCCAGCCCAGUGGGGCCGUCAUCGAAAUGACGGCGGCCGAAGUCAAGGGGAAGCUGUUGAGCGAGGUCAUGACGGCGGUGGAGGCCAAAAUCCGCGCCGAGUGGCAGCGGGUUGGCUAUAGUGAGCAGCCUGCUACUCGGCCUGCCAGAAAUCCACCCAACGCCGCCGCAACUACCGCUUCGACGACUGUCUCUCUGCCACCAAAUACUGCCACUGCGCCAGCGACGUCGAAUCCUUUUAUUCCCGCAGCUGCCUCUUUUGCUUCUCAAUCAACCUCCGCUUCUUCCGCUCCUGGAUCUCUCUCUUCUCCUGCUCCCGCUCGGUCCUUCGCGUCUACCCCAGCUGUCACUCCGACCUUGAAUACUUCGUUACCCGCUUCUUUAACUCCUUCAUUUUCUCCCGACACCGCUUCUACGCCGAGGUUGAACCAUUCUCUUCCCUCGCGGCCUGCGCGUUCAUUCUCAUUUGAUUACACUUUACUUGAUCCCGCUUUACCCGGCGUACCUGCUCUUCUUCUUCAAGCUGCCUCCACUCCCACUCCGACUCCGGCUGAGAAUACGUCUGAAACGAUGGACAUGGACAUGGACAUUGAUAUUCCUGACGUCAAUGACUCCACCGAGAACGCGGAAGACCAAUCACAUGGAGCUCAAGACGUGCCUGCAUCUGCAGACGAAGACAGCGAUAUCGAUCUCGCUGACCCGUUCCUCAAUCCUCGAAAAAAUGAUAGAUUUUACGGUCCUCCGCGCAGCAUUUGAUGAGUCUUACGAUACGGCUGACGAACAACUGAUGAGAUUUAUGAUACGAAAAUACCGAUACGAUGGAUGAUGCAUAAUGCAUAUUAGAACGAAGUA